Marchantia polymorpha subsp. ruderalis is the source of this 4307-nucleotide messenger RNA. The record is from the annotation of a GenBank genome assembly. Lineage: Eukaryota; Viridiplantae; Streptophyta; Marchantiopsida; Marchantiales; Marchantiaceae.
AAGAUCGGUCGCACAGCGCCUCUUCUCUCACUUGCGUCUUGUACAGGCCCCUCCAUCCAUCGCUGCCUGCCUCCCUCCCUCGCUCGCUCGCUCUCUCCCUCUCAUCUCCUCUCUCUGUCACAGUCCAUGCUCCUCCCUCUCCUUGGCCAAUUGACGGACGAGUGAGUGAGUGAGUGAAUGAGUGAAUGAGCGAGUGAGUGAGCGAGCGCGCUCGAGCGCGCAAGAGCAUGCUGUCCAGUUCUCGAGGUGCUGUCGCUACUGUCGUUCCUGCCUCGCAACGAGAACGAGAACGAGAACGAGUCUGAAGCGUCGUGGAGAACGAAGGAGAGGGCGAGGUCGAGCAAAUCGAUGCACGUGAAACGGAUGUGAAGCGAAGCGAACGCCUCGAUGGAGUUCGAAACGGAAUCUGAGAUCAAGGGGGUGUGGCGGGUGGCCAAUGUUGCCAACGACCUGCUGACGAGCACGGUGGUGGGCGCCUUCUGCCUGCACAUCGCCGACGACUGGUUUCUGAAGACGGCUCUGGGCGUGCUGCUGGCCUUUCUGUGGAAGCGCUACUUUCAGACGUGGACGAACGACAGGAUUGUGCAAGCUCACCUGGCGGCGGCUGCGAAUCAAAUCAUCACUCUGAACAAAGUGGUCGCCAAGUAUCAAGACACCAUCACCGCCUCGACUGCGCAGCACAAGUGCAAAUGCAAUAGCAGCGGAUGCAGCAGCGGCAAAGAGGAUGCCAAUGCUGCUGCUGCGACCGGCGACGCCCCCAGCUCCGUCGACUCGAGCUCGGCCGUGGUGGACGAGAAGGACGCCGAUAGCCCAGACGAGUACACGACGCCCUUGCUGGUCGAGGGCCUGGAGGACCAAGUGCCGAGACGAGCGCUUAUCAGCCUAUCAUUGUCGUACAAGCUCCAUGUGACGGGCGAGCUGUGGCCCGUCCUAGAAAGGACGAGGAAACUGCGAGCUUCGGGAGCAGCUGGAGCUGGGGAUGUGGUGAAUCUGAUUCAAGGGUCCAGGAGAAUCCUGCAGACGCACGUCAUCGUGCGCUCUGAUCUCAUGGAAAAUCUCAAGAAUGUGGUGAUUGAGGCAGCGAAAAUUGAUAAGGAUUGCACUCUGCAGCUGGAUGGGUGUGUCGUCUUCAAGAAUACAGAGAUUUGAUACCCCGGCGCUGAAACUGGUGACCUGUUCCGAAUUGCUUACGAAGUGGAGACUUAUUCUGGGGGAAGAGUGGCCAGAACUGUGGCGAUCCGACAGGAUAGAACGGCGUACAGAUGCUGAAGCUCGAUGACAUCUCCGUGCCCACCAUCACUCAUGCUGAGAGCACCGCUGGAGUCCUGAGCUGUAUCAAAGGACUUCACUUGGAGGGCGCAAAGCUGAAGGCAACUUCCAGGAGGAGGACCGUCGUGCUGAAAGUUACAGGUCGAGAGAAGAGCCCGGGAGGACUGGAGAUUCUGAGCUGCAUGGAGCCGCUGCCCAUGCGCAACCUUGAUGAAGUUUUCGUGUACGCCUCGAAGAGAGUGAAGGUCGAUGGCCACUACGUAGACGUCGUCAGCGCCGCUGCGAGUAUCCAAGACGUGCAAUUACGGACAGCUAUUCGGGACUGGAUUCCGGCGGCCAUUAUGAUCAUUUGUGUCGCGAAAGGCAUGUGGGUUUUGGCACGACCGUCAAUUCUGAACCUAAACUUCAAUUACGCUGGCUGCGCAUGGAUCGUCCCCGGCUUGGCCAUCUGUCUGCUGCAACUCCUACCGAGCAGGGCCGAGGAAUUCAUCAAACAAGGGGUGAAAAGCGUGGCUCGCUCGACGUGGAGCAUGUACGAGUCUUUGCAGUCCAUCAAAUCCGAAAGCAAGCUUGACGUCAGGCGCUGCUUGGCGCUUCCCUCCGGAGCCCCUCCUCCUCCCAAGUCCAAAUCCAGGCGCAGCAGUGCGACCACUCCUGCAGCGCCUGCAGCCCCGGCUCCCGCUGCCAAACCCGAAGUCCCUGCUGCCGAUGCGAAACCGGCUGUACCGGAGAAGCCGGUGUCGGACCCGGACUGGCAGUGGCCGAGCUUCGACGAGUACGCGGAGAAGAGCGGGCCGCCGAAGCUGAAGGAGCGCACGGCGACGCCGGACGCGAACAACAGCCCGUUCCAGGUGGUGUACAAGCGCAAGCCGCACCAGCAGUGGCCGGACGUGGUGUCGAUCAACCUGAGCUCGCCGGUGCUGGUGCGCGUGGUGCAGAAGCUGCUGCCGUCGAAGAAGGACCUGCAGUACGUGGACAAGCCGGCGGUGCUGGGCAAGGAGCUGUACCUGGUGCUGGACCAGCUGGUGGCGUACGAGCUGACGGCGGAGGACGUGGACCCGCCGGAGCCGGUGGCUGGGACUGGCGCCGGCGCGCUGAUGGAGCUGGAGACGGCGCAGCUGCACCUGGCGCACCUGAUCCGGUUCAUGAAGAAGGAGUACAACGACGUCACGGUGCGCAUGGAGCGCAUGCGCGACGAGCGCCAGGCGCCGUGGGACAUGCUGUGGGUCUUCUUCCCGCCGGGCGCCAAGGUGGCCUACAACUGCAAGGUGUCCAAGGAGCAGCUGCUGGCGCAGGUCAAGAGCACCAACUUCAACUACAACUCGUUCCGCAAGUACUCGAAGUUCGACGUGGUGCUCGACGUGUACGACUACAACGGGCAGAGCUACCGCAAGUGCAACAUCACCAAGGAGAUCGACGAGUUCGAGGGCGAGCAGGAGCUGCAGAAGCUGGACGUGUGCCCGCUGGAGUUCGCGGAGCACUCCGCCACGCUGGAGGCCACCUGCCUGGCCAACGGGCGCAAGUUCUGCAGCCUCGUCAUGCGCCAGAACUUCGUGUACAUGCACUACCGCGGCCCGCUGGUCCACUACCGCAAGGAGAACGGGUGCUGGCAGCUGUUCUCGUGCAACGCGGACGGCCGCGUCAUGAUCGACCUGGCCAGCUUCGCCAAGAUGAACCCCAACUACCCGAUGGGCAACGCGCAGCCGCUGACCGGCGUGCUGCGCGGCAACCAGAUCACCACCUGCGACCACAUGGCCGAUGCCAACCUCGUGUUCGCGCCGGCCAUCGUCUACGGCUUCUCGUUCAGCCAGAAGCAGUGGGGCAUGUUCGCCGUCUCGGGCAUCUGCGACAUCGUCUUCAACGCCGGCGCCUUCGAGAGCCUGGUCAUGGACGGCGACGAGAAGCAGCUCAUGUACAACCUGGUGUCGCAGUACCUGGCGCCGCCGCCGCCCGCCGCCGCCGCGCCGGCGCCGGCGCACAUCGACCCCAUCAGCAACAAGGGCGAGGGCUGCAUCUUCCUCUGCUACGGGCCGCCGGGCACCGGCAAGACGCUGACGGCCGAGUCCAUCGCCGAGGAGCUCAAGCGCCCGCUCUGGGCGCUGAGCGUGUCGGAGCUCGGCACCUCGGCCGCCAUGCUGGAGGCCACGCUGGUCAAGGUGCUGGACAUCGCGGCCUCCUGGCGCGCCGUGCUGCUGCUGGACGAGGCCGACGUGUACCUGGAGAGCCGCAAGGCGUCCGACGUGUUCCGGAACGCCAUGACCGGCGUGUUCCUGCGCCUGCUCGAGUACUACCGCGGCGUGCUGUUCCUGACCACCAACCGCGUCACCACCUUCGACGAGGCCUUCCUGUCGCGAAUCUCCAUGUUCCUCAACUACAAGAAGCUCGAGACGCACCCGCGCGAGCUCGUCUGGAAGAAGCUCCUGACGCGGGCGCAGGUGCCCGGCGUGACCGACGAGUUCGUCGCGGAGGCCGCCGAGGAGGACCUCAACGGCCGCUCCAUCCGCAACAUCAUCCAGACCGCGCAGACCUGGGCCAAGAGCCGCGGCGAGGACUUCUCGGCCGACCACGUCAAGUCCGUGCUCAAGGUCACGGCCGCCUCCCUCGACGUGCUGCGCAACUGCAUGGGUCACGUCUCGGACCUCUCGUACUUCAUGUAAUUUUCCCCCCCUCCUCCCCUCUUAGAAAUACGAGCAGAUCCAUCGAUCGAUGUCCCCGCACACGGAUUCGGACUUCAAGGUUUAACCACGACACGUGCAAGCAGCCUCCCCCGGCUCCCGGUUCAUGUAACCUCGUACCACGUAGCAGGCAGUAACUUCGCGCGGGCGUGCGCAGCUCCAGCUCUAGCUAGCUUCAGUAGCUAGCUCAGCCAGAUUGUAAACGAGAGCAGUAAAUGUAGGCGAGAGUAAAUAUAUCACCGAGGUAAAGAGGUGAUCGACGAGACAGGACAAACCCAGCGGAUUCUUCAUUUGUAUCGCUCUGUCGAGUGUGAUUCAGUUGUUGGAUUCUUGUAAUCGGAUCGAGUUGUAUCUCAUUGGCCA